AUGGAGCCGCAGGUCACCGAUCUGCUUCAGUCCUUCCACCCCAGCGGUCGGUAUUGGGCUGAAGUGUCUGACACUGUUAUAUCGGGAACCUUUCAGCAGUGGAAAGAAGGGACGACUAAAAGUGAAAUAUUUUAUCCAGGCGACACUAUCGUCCAUUCCAUGGGCGAGGCCACGUCCGUUCGCUGGAGCUCAGGAACCUGGAUGGUGGAGUACGGACGUGGGUUUAUUCCGUCCAUGUUGGGGUUUGCACUGUCCGACACAAUCUUCAGCACGCAAGAUUUCCUCACCCUCUACUACACCCUGGUGGUCUACACAAAGGCACUGAUGUUGGAGGCUGGCACGUACCUCACAGGCACGGGGAUCGUUUGAAGCUGAGCGGGGAGAUCCUCUUUGUCAUUUUGAUAAUUUUUAUUGUUUGGUAUUUGACAAUUUACCUGAGGUUGGGGGAAAUGGGCAGAGGGGGGGUGGGGUGGGGGCUGGAAGUCUUUUUUUUGGUUUGUUGGGUUUUGCUCAGUGCUCAGUUGAGGGAAGCUCUUUCUGUUUUUUGUUUCGUUAAAAGUCAGAACAAAAAUGCAGCUCCUGAAACCACUUUUGAACUGAGCGUGAGCUCGUGUGGUGAAGGACAAGAUAGGAAAUGCUUGAUAAGUCUUUGACCUACAGAAUGUCAAUUGUGGCUUAGUCCCAAAGCAUUCAAACUGCAAAGCCACGGGCUUCAAACCAGAGUUGUUUUAUUUUUAAGCUGUUCAGGAACCUAUGCAUUUUCGUGCCUUUAUUUUGUCGUCAUACCCUGUUUCCAUCUAACCUGAUCACUGAGGAUCUUCCCAAAUGCAUCGAACCUAGGUGGAUGAUGCAGUGCUAAGUUUUCGCUGUAUUGUCAGAGAUGCCGUCCUUCAGAUGAGCUGUUAAACCGAGGU
Molecule: messenger RNA, 914 nt
Organism: Callorhinchus milii (elephant shark)
Lineage: Eukaryota; Metazoa; Chordata; Chondrichthyes; Chimaeriformes; Callorhinchidae
Product: sigma non-opioid intracellular receptor 1
Exons: 3
Coding region: 1-369 (122 amino acids)
Cellular component (GO): endoplasmic reticulum
Source: RefSeq, a predicted model, not a curated record